This is a messenger RNA of Protobothrops mucrosquamatus (brown spotted pit viper), 6647 nucleotides long. RefSeq names its product pleckstrin homology domain interacting protein (gene PHIP). The transcript has 36 exons. Gene Ontology annotation, molecular function: protein binding. Gene Ontology annotation, cellular component: nucleus. The record is from RefSeq and is a predicted model, not a curated record. Bases 169 to 5085 code for a protein of 1638 amino acids. Gene Ontology annotation, biological process: cytoskeleton organization; regulation of transcription by RNA polymerase II; regulation of cell shape. Lineage: Eukaryota; Metazoa; Chordata; Lepidosauria; Squamata; Viperidae.
CAUGUUGUGUGGAAGGGGUCUGCUCUUGCUGCAUUGCAUUGUGGGAGGCCUCCAGAGUCACCAAUAAAUUAUGGCAGUCCUCCAAGUAUAGCUGAAACUCUCUUUUCAAGAAAGCUUAAUGGAAAAUACAGACUGGAACAUCUUAUUCCAACUGCUGUGUAUCAGCAUAUGAAAAUGCAUAAGCGAAUCCUGGGACAUUUGUCUUCGGUAUAUUGUGUAACAUUUGAUCGGACUGGCAGACGGAUAUUCACAGGUUCUGAUGAUUGUCUUGUGAAAAUCUGGGCAACAGAUGAUGGACGGUUGCUUGCUACUUUAAGAGGGCAUGCAGCGGAAAUAUCAGACAUGGCUGUUAAUUAUGAGAAUACCAUGAUUGCUUCAGGGAGCUGUGACAAGAUGAUCAGAGUGUGGUGUCUUCGAACAUGUGCUCCUUUGGCUGUUCUACAAGGACACAGUGCAUCUAUAACAUCUCUACAGUUUUCUCCCUUGUGCAGUGGCUCAAAGCGAUACUUGUCUUCAACCGGUGCAGAUGGCACAAUAUGUUUUUGGUUGUGGGAUGCUGGCACACUUAAAAUCAAUCCAAGGCCAACAAAGUUUACAGAACGGCCAAGACCUGGAGUCCAAAUGAUCUGCUCUUCAUUUAGUGCUGGUGGAAUGUUUCUGGCCACCGGAAGUACAGAUCAUAUCAUUAGGGUUUAUUUCUUUGGAUCAGGUCAGCCAGAGAAGAUAUCAGAGUUGGAGUUUCAUACUGACAAAGUGGACAGCAUUCAGUUUUCUAAUACUAGUAAUCGAUUUGUGAGUGGAAGUCGUGAUGGAACAGCACGUAUCUGGAUGUUCAAGAGAAGGGAAUGGAAGAGCAUUUUACUGGAGAUGGCUACUCGUCCCUCAGGGCAAACCCUACAAGGAGUAGAAGACAAAAUCACAAAAUUGAAAGUCACUAUGGUGGCAUGGGACCGUCAUGACAACUCUGUUAUUACUGCAGUUAAUAACAUGACUUUGAAAGUUUGGAAUUCCUUCACUGGUCAACUUACUCAUGUUUUACUGGGUCAUGAGGAUGAAGUAUUUGUACUUGAAAGUCACCCUUUUGAUCCCAGGGUUCUCUUCUCUGCUGGUCAUGAUGGAAAUGUUAUAGUAUGGGAUUUGGCAAAGGGAACAAAAAUUCGUUCUUAUUUCAAUAUGAUUGAAGGACAAGGACAUGGGGCUGUGUUUGACUGCAAGUGCUCUCCUGAUGGCCAGCAUUUUGCAUGUACAGAUUCCCAUGGACACCUUUUAAUAUUUGGGUUUGGUUCCAGUAGCAAAUAUGAUAAGAUAGCAGAUCAGAUGUUCUUUCACAGUGAUUAUCGGCCUCUCAUUCGUGAUGCCAAUAAUUUUGUAUUGGAUGAGCAGACACAACAGGCACCACAUCUCAUGCCACCUCCAUUUUUGGUUGAUGUUGAUGGUAACCCUCAUCCAUCAAGAUUUCAGAGAUUAGUUCCAGGACGGGAAAACUGUAGAGAGGAACAGCUUAUUCCUCAGAUGGGGGUAACUUCCUCAGGACUGAAUCAAGUUUUGAGUCAACAAGUUAGUCCUUUGGAUAGCAUGAUACAGCGACUUCAACAAGAACAAGAUCAACGUCGGUCUGGAGAGGUUGGAAACAGUAAUACAAAUAGAAUUGGCAGAGUAAACUCUACCUCAGAAGUGCAUUCACCACCAAAUGUGGGAUUAAGACGCAGUGGGCAAAUUGAAGGAGUUCGACAAAUGCAUAGCAAUGCCCCAAGAAGUGAAAUAGCAACUGAACGGGAUCUGGUAGCGUGGAGUCGAAGGGUUGUAGUACCAGAAUUAUCAGCAGGAGUAUCCAGUAGGCAAGAAGAAUGGCGAACAGGAAAGGGAGAAGAAGAAAUAAGAACAUACAGAGCAGAAGAGAGGAGAAAGCACAUUAUAAGCCAUGUUCCUAGAGAAAAUAAGAUACCAUCUUUGCCCAAAAACCAUUCACAUGAUCAUGUAUUGGAUGUUGGGGAUUCAAAAAAACAACAGGCCAACCAGCAUAACUAUCGAACCAGAUAUGCCUUAGAAGAAACUGUCAGGCCAAAUGAAGACAUUGAAAAUGGAAGCAGUUCCUCAGAGGAAGGAGAAAUUGUUGUUGCCAGUGGUGGAACAUCAGAAAAUGAAAGAAAAGCAUGGCAUAGUGAUGGUAGUUCUAGUGAUUAUUCUAGUGAUUACUCAGACUGGACAGCAGAUGCUGGAAUUAAUUUGCAACCACCAAAGAAAGUUCCUAAAAUUAAGACCAAGAAAGUAGAGAGCAGUUCAGAAGAUGAAGAAGGUCCUGAAAAACAGAGACAAAAACAAAUCAGAAAAGAAAGGAAAAAAGGUAUUGAAGAUAAAGAUGGUCCAUCAUCUCCAAAGAAAAGGAAACCGAAAGAAAGGAAGCAAAAGAGGUUGGCUAUGGGAGUGCUAACUGAAAAUGGCUUGACAUUAGAAGAGUGGCUUCCUUCAGUAUGGAUUACAGAUCCUGUUCCUCGACGAUGCCCUUUUGUACCACAAAUGGGGGAUGAGGUUUACUACUUCCGGCAAGGUCAUGAAGCAUAUGUUCUAAUGGCAAAGAAAAACAAAAUAUAUAGCAUUAAUCCUAAAAAACAACCAUGGCAUAAGAUGGAGUUACGGGAACAAGAGUUAAUGAAAAUAGUUGGAAUAAAAUACGAAGUUGGAUUGCCUACACUUUGCUGCCUUAAACUUGCUUUUCUUGACCCUGAUACGGGUAAAUUGACUGGAGGAUCAUUUACAAUGAAAUAUCAUGAUAUGCCAGAUGUGAUAGAUUUCCUAGUCUUAAGACAGCAGUUUGAUGAUGCAAAGCACAGAAGAUGGAAUAUAGGCGAUCGAUUUAGAUCAGUAAUUGAUGAUGCAUGGUGGUUCGGAACAAUAGAAAGUCAAGAACCUCUUCAGCCUGAUUAUCCUGACAGCUUGUUUCAGUGCUACAAUGUCUGUUGGGACAAUGGAGAUACUGAGAAAAUGAGCCCAUGGGAUAUGGAGCCUAUACCAAACAAUGCUGUAUUUCCAGAGGAACUUGGAACUAGCGUUCCUUUAACUGAUACUGAAAGCAGAUCGUUAAUAUACAAACCUCUGGAUGGAGAAUGGGGUUCCAGAACUCGUGAUGAUGAAUGUGAAAGAAUAAUUUCAGGGAUAAAUCAACUGAUGACUUUAGAUAUUGCUUCUGCUUUUGUGGCACCUGUGGAUUUCCAGGCUUAUCCAAUGUACUGCACUGUUGUUGCAUACCCCACUGAUCUCAGUACAAUUAAGCAGAGAUUGGAAAAUAGAUUUUACAGGCGACUUUCUACCCUUAUGUGGGAAGUUAGGUAUAUAGAAUAUAAUACACGGACAUUCAAUGAACCAGGAAGUCCUAUUGUCAAGUCUGCCAAGUUUGUCACAGAUCUCUUGCUGCACUUCAUGAAGGAUCAGGCCUGUUAUGAUAUAAUCCCACUCUAUAAUGCCAUGAAGAAAAAGGUCUUGUCUGAUUCAGAAGAGGAAGAAGAGAAAGAUGCUGACAUGCCAGGAACUUCCACUAGAAAGAGGAAGGAUCAUCAGCCAAAAAGAAGGCUGCGUAACAGAGCUCAGUCAUAUGAUAUUCAGGCAUGGAAGAGACAGUGUCAGGAAUUGUUAAAUCUGAUUUUUCAGUGUGAAGAUUCUGAACCUUUUCGCCAACCAGUGGAUCUUAUUGAGUAUCCAGAUUACAGAGACAUUAUUGAUACACCAAUGGAUUUUGCAACAGUGCGAGAAACGUUGGAAGCAGGAAAUUAUGAAUCGCCAAUGGAGCUGUGUAAAGAUGUCAGACUGAUCUUCAGCAAUUCCAAAGUUUAUACACCAUGCAAAAGAUCAAGAAUUUAUAGUAUGAGCCUACGCCUGUCUGCUUUCUUUGAGGAGCACAUUACUUCAAUUUUAUCAGACUACAAAUCUGCCUUACGCUUUCAUAAAAGAAGCACAAUUCAAAAGAAAAGGAGUAAAAGAAGUAGAAGCAGUUCUCUUUCAAGUAGUGCUGCAUCAAGUCCGGAUAGGAAACGAAGAUUAAUAAAACCGCAGCUGAAAGCUGACCUCGCCACUACACCUUCUUCUUCUGCGCCUGCACGUCCAACUUUAUUGAGAAACAUAGCAGCUCAGAUGAAUGGGAAAGUUGUUGACUCUGCGAGUUUGGUUCGAACAAGAAGUACUAGGGCAAUAACCGAAACAACUACCAAUGAACAACCUUCUACUUCUUCAGGUGGAAAGCCUGUAACUUUGAAGCCUAAUAGUGCCGCUACAUCAGGGAAAACAGUACUAGAAAAUUCUACCAAACAUUCCAAGAACCAGAAUGUUUUACCAGUCCCUAAUCAAGCCAAUUAUAUCCAUAACACUAGGAAUAAUACUGCAAGAGAAAAUUUAGAAAAAGAUAAACAAAUUAAACGUAAACCAAAAUCAGCUAUGGUCAAUCCACAGGAUUGCAAGAAUAAUGCAAUGGCUUUGGCCUUGGGAAGCAUCCAAGUAAAUGGACAUGGGGAGCAAUCUUCAAAACCUGUAUUUAAGAGGGGUCCUGGACGGAAACCCAAGAUUGAGACCAACAAUACGUGUGAAGUGGUGCACAAGAAAAGAGGGAGAAAACCAAAAACUCUGUUACUUGCUGAACAGAAACAUUCAGAGGAGCACAGAAACCAGACUACGAAAGAUUUGAUAAUGGAAGAAGCCUCUGUUUCUACUGCAUGCAAUUCUGUCUCUGAAAACAAUGUGAAGGAAGACUUGUUACAAAGAAAAGGGCGUGGUGGGAGAAAACCUAAAAGAAAACUACAGGAAGAUCAGCCAGAAUUUGAACUUACUUUUUCUCCUGAUCCUAAGAUUCAGACAAGAAGCAGGAGGAAAAAGACAGAUGAGCCUAUUGAAGAAGAGACUGAGGAAUGUAAAGAUUCUGAACCUCAUAUGAGAACUAGAAACCAAGGUAGGAGGACAGCCUUUUACAAUGAAGAUGAUUCAGAAGAAGAACAAAGACAACUGUUGUUUGAGGACACUUCUUUGACUUUUGGAACAUCUAGCAGAGGCAGAGUCCGAAAGUUGACUGAAAAAGCAAAGGCUAAUCUGAUUGGUUGGUAAUUUUGGCAUUUAAAAAUGCUAAUAAAUAGGUACAGUUAAGAAAUUCCUAGACCUAAGGGUAUCUGCUUUCUGCUGCUAUUUACAGAUGAGAAUAUGUUCUAAUAUGAUAAAAUAUAGCAAAAAUAAACUGAAAAUUUCUUGAAAGAAGUAUGUAUUUUAAACAACUGCUAUUUAUUGUUCUCCGAAUAGGUUAUGCAUUUCAAUUCAGUAUGUUCAGUUGGUAUAAAUACAAUUCUUGAUUUCCAGAAAUGUUACUGUAAUUUUGAGCAGUACAUAAACCUCUAUUUGAAAAGUAGAAUUUUUACUGUAAAGAUUGAGAACAGAACUCCUAUUUUUGAAUGAGCAAGGUACAGUACAUUUGUAUAGAUUGUAGAGAAACUGUAUUUGCAAAAUGAUAAGAGUAUGGCACUAAAUGCCAUAGAGAACAAAAUUACCAAAUUUGCUAAUUAGGUACUACUUAUUCAAUAGUGAUUGGGCACAGUUUUAUACAAACACAGGGCAGAUCAUUUUAUCUAAGUUCUGCCAGAGAGAGAGAGAGAUCACAUAUAUAGAUAUAUAGAUAAAUAUAUAUAUAUAUAUAUAUCCACAUUGGAAAAAGUUUGACUAAUACGUCUAAUUUUUCAGACCUUCAUUCUUGUACCAAUCAUAUAUCUCUGUUUAUUGUGCCAAAGACUGAGAAACAGAAUAGAAAAAAAAAACUUUUAGUAUGAGUGCAACAUGAUAUUUUCAAUUAUAUUUAUCACUCCUUGUUCAAAGUAUACAUUAUUCUGGAAUAUUACCUCUACUGGUAUGCACUGGUAGACUCUUUUGACAGAUAUUGAAACAAAAUAUAAUUUGAUUAAAGGGUUCAGUUGAGCUGCAGGAAAAGUGUGAGACUCUGAUGUUUAUGUUAUGAUCAGAUCGAUUGCUUCUAUGAAUUGUGUUAAACUGACAAAUUAUUUUCAAAAGAAGUUGAUGUGUAUGUAUAUAUUGAGUAUAUACACGAGCACAUAAAAUUAAAUUACCCAGGUAUAAUUUUCUUUCAGGAUUUUUUAGAUUGCUCUAGAAUAUUAAAAAAUUUAAAUGUCAGACUUUAAGGGGAAGAUUGGUUGUUUUUCAUUAUUAAAGAUAAAAAGGCCAAAUCACUUUUUAUGCAAUCAUAUUUUAUACAGUGUUCUCAUUGCACAUUGUUUUUCUGCACUUUUUACAGUAUACUUAAACCAAGCUGACAUGAGUCAAUAUAUCCAUCUUAAAGGAAAAUCCCACUUUAUGAUUGUGCCUUGUAUUCUAUUAUUUUGUGCAUCUUUUGUAAUCUUAAGUUGUCUAUUGUAAAUGAUGACUGUAUGACUUAGGGGAAUGUAUUGCUGUAUGUACUGCUACGGAAAAAACAGUUAUUUAUUUGUUUAUGGUACAUUUACUUAUUUUAUCCCUUUUAAAACCUUAAUACAAUUUUUAUUGUUUAAAAUCAUAGUCCAUUUAAAAAUAACAGAGUAAAACAGUUGUAUGGUACAAAAAUGUAACCACACUUUUACUUUAACAUUCUUGCAGGAAAUGGGAGAUGUGCAAAAGAUGGCAAUUUAAUU